AUGAAAAACGAAUCUACCAUCAUUGACGUCCCUGCAGAAUCCAGGUCAGCCAUGAAAGGAUCAGCACCACUAAUCGGUGAGGCCAGAGACCACACAACUAGUGGCUCAAGUGGAUACAAGAGAGGUCUCUCAAUCUUUGACUUCCUCCUCCGUUUAGCUGCCAUUAUUGCAGCAUCAGUAGCCGCUGGAACGAUGUUUACAAGCGACGAGACUCUUCCCUUCUUUACACAGUUCUUACAAUUCCAAGCUGGCUACGACGAUCUACCAACUUUCCAGUUCUUUGUGAUUGCCAUGUCCAUGAUUUCAGGAUACCUCGUCCUAUCUCUUCCUUUCUCCGUCGUCACCAUUGUUCGCCCUCUUGCCACAGCCCCAAGACUCCUCUUGCUUGUUUUAGACACUGCGGUUAUGGCGUUUAACAUGGCGGCUGCAUCAUCUGCGGCUGCGAUUGCGUAUCUAGCACACAAUGGAAACCAGAACACGAACUGGCUCCCUAUUUGCCAACAGUUUGAAGACUUUUGUCAGAAAACCAGUGGAGCUGUGGUCUCAUCCUUUGUCUCCGUAGUCUUUUUCGUCAUCCUCGUUGUUCUCUCCGGCGUUGCUCUCAAAAGGCAUUAAUCAAAAACAUGUUAUUGUAAAACUUAUUAUUGUCCUUGUGUAUGUUGUAUUGAUCUGUUUUUUUGUAAAAGGGAAAUGAAAGUGUUAUAUAUUGUAGUUGUGAAAAGAAAAAUCGAAAUGUUUUUCUUCAUCUUCUUUAAUCAAGAAAUUGUUUAG
Molecule: messenger RNA, 771 nt
Organism: Eruca vesicaria subsp. sativa (arugula)
Lineage: Eukaryota; Viridiplantae; Streptophyta; Magnoliopsida; Brassicales; Brassicaceae
Source: the annotation of a GenBank genome assembly